This is a messenger RNA of Lindgomyces ingoldianus, 937 nucleotides long. Its product is annotated as Fe superoxide dismutase-like protein. Bases 9 to 893 code for a protein of 294 amino acids. The transcript is spliced from 4 exons. The record is from RefSeq and is a predicted model, not a curated record. Lineage: Eukaryota; Fungi; Ascomycota; Dothideomycetes; Pleosporales; Lindgomycetaceae. Gene Ontology annotation, biological process: superoxide metabolic process. Gene Ontology annotation, molecular function: superoxide dismutase activity; metal ion binding.
CGACAAUCAUGAUAAUACGCUCACUCUGUCGGCGGCCGGCCGUCUUCCAGUCCUUCGCUGCAGCUCCUGCAAGAUCUGGCGCUGCGCCCUUUAUCCGCAAGAUUCACACGCGACCCACGCUUGCGAACGAAGCGGAGCUCGAGAAGAAUGGAAUUCCGGGUCUGCUGUCCCCGCGGGCGUUCAGGGUUGCGUGGACCGAGUACCAGCAGCACAUGAUGGACGAAUUGAAUGCCUCAACAUCUGGAUCAAUACUCGAGAACCAGGACCCGAAGAACAUCGUGCUUGAGCUGGCCCGGGAUCCGACCUCCGCAUAUGCCUUUAACGUGGCAUCCAUGGCCUGGAACAAUCACCAGUUCUUCAAAGGCAUUAGCACCAAUCCCAACGUCAAAUCCGCCCCCUCCUCCGCCCUCUCUACCGAACUAACCCACUACUUCUCCUCGCUGUCCACUCUCCGCGAAACCUUCCUUGCAACUGCCGAAGCCAUGUUCGGCCCCGGCUUCGUCUGGCUUGUCCAACAAAAUGAAAACCAACAUCCCUUCCGCAUCCUUACUACCUACAUUGCCGGCACCCCCCUCUCGGGUGCCCACUACCGGCGACAAUCCGAAGACCUAAACAGCCACAACCCAGACUCAUACCAAGCCAUGAACAAGGUCGGCCACUUUGGUCGAGCAGCAGCCCCAGACACCAAGCCCAAGAAAGCUCUCGGCGGGGUGGAUAUCAUCCCCUUGCUGUGUGUGAAUACCUGGGAGCACGUCUGGCUGACGGAUUACGGGGUUCGCGGAAAGAGAGAUUACCUCGAGGCGUGGUGGGACAAGAUUAACUGGGAUGAGGUGGCGCAAUAUGCUACGCUGGCGCCGCGCAACACAGGCACCAACCAUUUCCAAUAUCGGUAGCGACAUGUGCUGCGGAAGGCUUGUGACGGAAAUGUGUAUGUAUG